Molecule: messenger RNA, 1015 nt
Organism: Cloeon dipterum
Lineage: Eukaryota; Metazoa; Arthropoda; Insecta; Ephemeroptera; Baetidae
Product: cell death-inducing p53-target protein 1-like
Exons: 3
Coding region: 79-516 (145 amino acids)
Molecular function (GO): zinc ion binding
Source: RefSeq, a predicted model, not a curated record
GACCCUCCGUCCUACGACGCCGCAACAGGCGAAAAGGGCCAACACUCGGCGUCGCCCUAUCCUCCGGCAACCGCGGGGAUGUACCCUCCCACCGGCGAAUUCGGUGCUGGACCGCCUUCGCAGCCUCCGCCGCCCAUCGGCUUUCAGUAUCCGCCAAACUACCAGGCCCCGAUUAUACCUCAGCCCGACUAUCCUCCACCUCAGCCCCCAGCACAAGGAGUGGUUAUUACGCAGCAGCCAAGCGGGACAACUACGGUCAUCCAUGUUACCAGAGGUCCCCAUAACGCACUGCCACCUGCUUCAUCCCGCUACGAGUGUCCUUCGUGCAGAGAGGACAUCCGCACCAGGGUUGAGUACGUGAUAGGAACCAAAACGCACUUAAUAGCCGCUCUUUUGUGCCUUUUCGGCUGCUGGUGCUGUGUACCCAUACCUUAUUUAUGCUCCAACGACUGCAAAGACGCACACCACUACUGCCCACACUGUGGCGCGUACAUCGGCACCUCGGCUAAAGGAUAAUCGUUGUUACGCUGAAAAUUAAUGACUCUGUGGGUCCACUGAUUAUCAUAUCGCUUAAGAUAUAGCAAUUUAAUUAUAAAUUUGUAUCGAUAAGGUUGGCUGAGCAUAAACAAAAUACAACACAAAUAUUUUCCUCGUUUCUACAUUUAUUUAUUUUCUGAAAAAUCGAAACCAGCCAAUUAAAACUUAUUUUUAAUGCAUCAUAAAAGUGACACUAAAAAAUCUUGCUUUCUCAUGUACGCCUUGCAUAAGGAGGAAAACUGUACCGCCGAACAGUCUUCCACUACGGGUUACAUAUCAUUAUAUUAUUUAAUCAAAUUUUCUGUAAACAAGACUGUAUUUAAAUAAUUAAUUAAUAAAUUAAUCACUCACCAUUGUGUUCCAAAUUAUAUUUUUGUAUUUUUCAAAUUUUUUACAUGAAAUGCAAUUGAAAUAUUAAACAAAUGCAGGUUCUUCUGCGCUUACAAAAUCAAACCACUGUUAUUACUGCAAAACCUAC